AUGGCGGAAGUGACGUUGAUUCAAGAAGGCUACGCUCGAGAAAUUAACUCUGUUUUUCAUGCACGCUGCACUGUAUGUUUGAUUUCGCUGAGAAAUGCCGUCAAUGAGACUUUCGAGUUCGAAAAGCAGAAGCCCGAAAUUUCUCCAGUGCAAAAUGUUCUCUUUGAUUGUGGGGCGGCGCAUGAAAGAGAUACAAUUACUGAAAAACUAUCAGAGAAGAACAUAAGUGCCAUCGACGCCGUAUUCUGCUCCCACGGACACUCUGAUCACGUGGGAAACUUGAAUCUGUUUCCAUCAGCCCUCGUCUACUUCCGUCAGACAAGCAAAUAG
Molecule: messenger RNA, 330 nt
Organism: Oikopleura dioica
Lineage: Eukaryota; Metazoa; Chordata; Appendicularia; Copelata; Oikopleuridae
Source: the annotation of a GenBank genome assembly